AUGCCUUGUCUGUCAUGCAUCAAGCAUAAAACUCUGGAUAAUUGUGACUACUCCACGGAAGUGAUAGCCUCGACGCCCAAUGCAGCGUUUGCCGACAAGAUCAACAUCUUCCGAAUGUCCGAUGGUCCCUCUGAGCUGAAGACUUCCAGACGAAGGCAGACUUUUUCGCAACAAUCUAGUACUGUUCUGCCAUGGAAUGAAAGUCAAGGAUAUCAAGGGUCGCCACAGGCUUCCUCCGGAAGCUCAUUUGUUAACACAAAUCUGUCUGUCUCAUCAGGAUCAGGUGUUAUUUCCGAGCUACAAAUGCUCAAACUGAAGGUUCACCAGCUUGAAGCAGUUAUACUGAAUGACCGAGAGUCAGAUAGGAGCAGGAAAAAGAGCGCUGGCAACAAUAGACUUGAUGAAGCUUCAGUUAAUGAACAAAAGCAAAAUGCUCCUAAUAAUAAUAUAUUCGCUGCACCCGAGCAAAAUGACUCUCAGUUGCCUCCCAACGGUUCUACUUAUGUGGGAGUUAAUCCGUACGACUUGGAAGAUCCCGACGACGUGUUGGAUUUGUAUGAAGGCUACAACCCUAUUCAGAUGAUUCAGAACCGUCAAAUGAACUACGGACCGUAUUCCUGGCUUAGUAUUAUGAAGAAAGACAAAGCACUUCUGAUUCUUAUGAAUUACUUCAAACAAUGGGGCCAAAAUUACUACAAGACCACGGUGCCGGUUCUUCCCAAGGAUGCCACGGCAUCCAAACGUCCUAGUUUAAAUCAACAGAAUCAUGACGAGGAAUUCACCCAGAAAGCAUUGGCUAGGGACGGCCACUAUGAUCAGGCCCCAUUAACAGAUAAGAACGGGUCAAUCAACGAAAUGAAGAUCAAAAUGAACCAGAAUGCAUUGUCUUUGGGACUCACGUUUUUUGAAGGUGAGCUUGACCAACGAGUCCAUCUCUUGGAGAAAAUUAAAUUAUUACUCCCCAACAAAAUGACGCUAUGGGUGCUCAUCAAUAGGUUCUUUCUUUAUAUCUACCCUUUUAUACCAUUGAUAGAUGAGUCAUGGUUUCGUGGAGAAAUUGAGCGUCUUUUGGGCCAUGAAGAGUACAAGGAGGAGAAGUAUCGAAAGAUCAAGGCAGAUAAACGUCUGGACUUGGCUAUUUUUGGAAUCUUGUUUAUUGUGUUGAGAUUAUCGUACUUGUCCACGUUUUCCAACAACAAAGCAGACAAUGACCGUGCGCUCGCUAGUUCUGACGACUCUCCAUUGGCAGAAACAAAGUACAUCUUAACCCAUCCGAUCGACAUGGAUGUCAUCAAUCUUGCACAGAUAUGCCUUGACCAAUUCGACUUGUACAGGCGAACCGACCUUGUGGUGUUGCAAUGUGCUGUUUUCAUGAGAAUAUACCAUUUAUUUUCACCAGAAGAAGGUGACGGAUCAGACGGAGGUAAUUCUCAUGUUUUCAACAGCAUGUGCUUGCAGAUAGCAUUCUCCAUGGGACUCAAUAGAGAGCCUACAAAGUUCGAAAGCCUUAGAGAGGACGAAAAGAAAAAUAAUAUCGGAAGAAAGAUAUGGUUUUUUCUCAAGUUAAUGGAUAUGAACCAUUCUUUUCAGUACGGGUUCCCUUUGGUAGUAGAUGAUAACUACAAUGAUGUUCUCGUUCCAUACUACCGACCUGGCAACUCAAAUGUGUUGGAUGCUAAUAUGGAAAGAGCAAUUUGUGAAACACUUCAUCUGGCAGAUAUUCUCAACACGCAAAUUCGGGAAAUUUUGCUUCACUCGUUGAGCAUUAAAGAAAAUAUGAAGAUGAAAGAACUAACUUCGAUGAUCUCAGACCUCGAAACCCUGUUGAGAGCACGGUUUGGCGAUCUUUCCAACUUCACAAAUGGAAGAGUCUCUCCCGACGAUUAUCCAUUCAAGAAAGUGUUGGCUUGUAAAGCUUAUUUGAAUGCUAAAUCAUUUCUUGUGACGUUGUUCUACCAUUUCUUCCUCAACUAUGAAAAGAAGGGCCAAGCAAAUCUUGCUUUCUUUUACUUGCGCAAAUACUUGAUCAUUUCUUGUGGAGAGUUUUUAACAGAGUACUUACUGCUUAUUGGAAACAAUCACGCUAAUUUCGACCCGAAGAGCACAACCCCUGACCUAAUCUUGAGCCCGUCAAUUGAACAGCUCAUUCACAAGACCAAUCAAAUGAACUUUUCCAUCUUGGUUCGUUUGAAUCAUUCUAUCGCUAAAAUGAAGCAAAACUUGGAGGCACAUAGCAGGAACUUGCUCAUCUCUUUCGAGUAUAAACUUCGUUAUGCUAGACUUUGCAAGCUCUCGAAAAUGAUUGAGAAAUUUUGCAAGUUCGGAACUUCGUGCUUAUCGAGAUUGAGUAACAGGUACUAUUAUGCUUGGAGAAUAUCCAAGGCGCACUCUCAUACGAUAGAGUUGAUAAAUAAGCCCGAGUUCCGUGAUUUCUUGAGGGAAUCGGAUCCCAAAUUCCUCACAUUAUCGCCAGAUCAAAUUAAUGAACUACUUUUGAUUGCAGACUCGACGCUAUGGAAAAUCAAAUCCUCAUUUAAGAUGGAUGUGCUUGUUAAUGAUGGAACCACGCCCAAUGUUUCGGAUGAGAAAGUAUUCAACCAUGAUGUUGACAUUAAAAGGAGCAACACCGAAGGAGACAUACGACCAUCUAAACAGACGAAAACUAGCCAGAACACAUCUGGAUUUACAAAGGCAGAAGGCACAAACGAAAGUGUCAAUGUUGAAAGACCUAAUAUUUCUCCUUCAAGCACUCUGUCUCUAGACUUUGAUGAUUUUCAGCGAGAUAGUACCGAGAUUGAUAUGGUCUGGCGGCAACUCACUAGCAUUAACCAACUUAUGGAAGCGCAAUCCAAACAAGAGUUGCCCGAAGAAGAUCACAAUCCAUUCACGGAGUGGAUUCCUCUGUACUUAACGAAUUUCCAACCACUUACACCGCAAGAUGGGCAAGAGAAUGUUGACGACGCAUACGACUUUUUCCGAACUUUUCCAUACGCUUAG
Molecule: messenger RNA, 2997 nt
Organism: Sungouiella intermedia
Lineage: Eukaryota; Fungi; Ascomycota; Pichiomycetes; Serinales; Metschnikowiaceae
Source: the annotation of a GenBank genome assembly